Molecule: messenger RNA, 1505 nt
Organism: Diuraphis noxia (Russian wheat aphid)
Lineage: Eukaryota; Metazoa; Arthropoda; Insecta; Hemiptera; Aphididae
Biological process (GO): DNA repair
Molecular function (GO): double-stranded DNA binding; polynucleotide 3'-phosphatase activity; protein binding
Source: RefSeq, a predicted model, not a curated record
CAUAAGUUUUUGUAGGCAGUUCACGUUUCAUAUUUUCUCAGUUUAAUAUGUCAGAUCAGAAGACCAACAACAAUAUCAAGUUUUGGGUUAUAGUAUCUGAUGAACACCCGGAUCAAAAAUUUAUACUACAGGAUAAUGAACCUUUAAUGUUGGGAAAAAAACAACAAACGGGAAUAGUCAAUUAUAGAAUGUCGAAAAAUCAAAUGAAAAUUGUAGCUGACUAUUCUAAAUUUCGAGUAUGGGUUCAACAAUUAGGUAAAAGUAGGUCAGCUGUUAAUAAUCAAACUAUGAUGAAAGGAGAAAAAAGAAUCUUAAAUCACGGAGACAAAAUAACAUUGUUGUAUAAAACCAAUCACAUUUAUCAUUUGGAUUUUAUAACACCUACUUAUGGUAUAGACUACAACCAAAGAAACACUUUUUGUUUAAAUAAAGAAAUUAUGUCUAAAACACCUCCCUCAAAUCCUACAUUGAUAUGGGAUGAUAGAGAUGGUACAUUGUUAGUUUUUAACAGUCCAAAUAUUGUUCAUAAAGAUAAGAUAGCGUCAUUUGAUAUGGACGGAAUGCUUAGUGUUGCUCUGUCUGGCAAAGUUAUUCCUGAUGAUGARGAUGUUUGGAAAAUGUGUUGCCCUGAAGUUACUAGAUCUAUUAAAAAAUUGUCUGAUGACGGUUACAAAAUAGUGAUAUUUACUUAUCAAGGAGAUAUUUUUGGUGAUAUAGAAAAGGAAUAUGCGUUAAAAAAAAAAAUUGAAAAUAUCCCUAAAUUGAUUAAAACACCAGUUCAAGUAUUUAUAGCUUCUCAAAAAGAUAUAUACAAUAAACCUGCACCAGGAAUGUGGAAUAUUUUAGUCUCUGACUUUAAUGGAGGUGUAUCUGUUGACAUCGAAAAUAGUUUUUUUUGUGGUGGGGCAGCUGGUCGGCCUGCUCGUUUCGAUUCUGAUGGUAAACCAAUAAAAAAAGACCAUUCAUGUUGUGACCGUUUAUUUGCCAUAAAUAUAGGUCUCAAAUUUUAUACUCCUGAAGAAUACUUUUGGAAAAAAUCUACUGCAGAAGUUUUUGCAUUACCWGCGUUCAAUCCAAAUGACGUUCUGUCAAAUAUUCUUUACACAAAUUUAUCAUCCACUGUUUUGUUUUCAUCACAUAAAGAAAUGAUCAUAAUGGUUGGUUGUCCUGGUUCAGGAAAAAGUUAUUUUGCGGUUAAUAAAUUAUUCUGUCACGAUCGUAUGAAAAUAAUUAACAGAGAUACACUAGGCUCGUGGCAAAAGUGUAUUGCUAAGACUACCAAGUACUUGAGUAAUGGUAGUGUGAGUGUAGUGAUUGAUAAUACAAAUCCGGAUGUAGRAUCAAGAAAGCAGUUCAUUGACGUAGCUAAAAAUUUAAAAAUCCCAUGUCGAGUGUUUUUAAUGAAAGUUUCCAAGGAACACGCAAAACAUAAUAUCAAAUUUCGAGAAUUAACUGAUACAUCACACCCUAAAGUAUCGGGAAAGGCAAUUGAUUUAUACUUGUAA